Molecule: messenger RNA, 1775 nt
Organism: Lepus europaeus (European hare)
Lineage: Eukaryota; Metazoa; Chordata; Mammalia; Lagomorpha; Leporidae
Gene: MTERF2
Product: mitochondrial transcription termination factor 2
Exons: 5
Coding region: 350-1603 (417 amino acids)
Biological process (GO): regulation of DNA-templated transcription; termination of mitochondrial transcription
Cellular component (GO): mitochondrial matrix
Molecular function (GO): double-stranded DNA binding
Source: RefSeq, a predicted model, not a curated record
GCCUGGUCGGCCUGGCUGGAGACUUAGGACUCAGGCCCGGGCCUCGGGAAAACGUCAGACCUGGGGAAACAGGCCCGCGAGGUAGGGAGGAAGGACGGAGCCACGGCCCCGGGACCCCUGUGCUUUGCCUGGAGCUGACACCGACAGUGCAUUGCAGUGGGAUGACAAGAUCACACUUUUGAUAAACUGGAGAGAAGCCCAAGUUGACUAACUGAAGCCUUGAACAAGGACAAGAUUGCUGAAGAAAACUGUUCAGCACAAGGCCAUCACUAGAUGCAGCUGUCUGAUUCUGGACUUUUGGUCCUCCAGAACUUUGAGGAAUUCUGUGAAUUUACCCUAAAGGAAAAACAUGAAAUGUGGACAGAUACUCAGCAUACAGCAAAAAUUGUAUGCUGAGUAUAUUCUGAAUCCCAGGACAGCAGGAAUGAGCCAGGGGAUUACAGGCAUGCUCUGGAAGCUGCUGCUGAGGUCCCAGCCCUGCAGGUUGAGUUCCUUCAGAAAGGCGCAAUCAACUCCAGGGAACAGACCUUUUCUUGCACGCUUCACCUACACAACUGACAGACAGUCAAACACAGAAAAUAAAAGAACAGUGGAAAAACUCUGUAAAUUUUCAGUUGACAUUAGGAAAAUCCGUAGAUUAAAAGAAUGGGUACUUCUGGAGGAUAAAACCUAUGUUGAAGAAAUUGCCAAUAUUUUACAAGAACUAGGUGCCAAUGAGACUGUGAUAGCCAGUAUUUUGGAACGCUGCCCAGAAGCAAUUAUCUGUAGUCCAACUGCUGUUACCACCCAGAAAAACCUCUGGCAGUUGGUCUGCAAAAAUGAGGAAGAAUUAAUCAAAUUAAUAGAGCAAUUUCCAGAAUCUUUCUUUACUGUUAAAGACCAGGAGAUGCAGAAGUUCAAUGUUCACUUCUUUCAAGAACUGGGACUCAAGAAUGUAGUCAUUAGCAGGUUUCUGACAACUGCAUCUCCUGUCUUUCACAAUCCUGUUGAGAAGAAUAAGCAGAUGAUACAGAUUCUCCAAGAGAGUUAUCUAAAUGUGGGUGGCUCUGAGGCCAACAUGAAAGUUUGGCUACUAAAAUUAUUAAGCCAAAACCCAUUUAUUUUGUUAAAUUCUCCUGAAGCUGUAAAGGAAACAUUGGAAUUUCUCCAGGAGCUGGGUUUUACAAAUUCAGAAAUUCUCCAACUUCUGUCCAAACUCAAAGGCUUUCUUUUUCAGCUUUGCCCAAGAAGUAUACAGGACAGUAUUUCUUUCUCUAAAAACACGUUUAAGUGCACACAGCAUGGCCUGAAGCAGCUGGUUUUGAAAUGUCCUGCUCUUUUAUAUUAUUCUGCUCCAGUUUUAGAAGAGAGAAUUCAGGGAUUACUAAAAGAAGGAAUUUCCUUAGCUCAGAUAAGAGAGACACCUAUGGUUCUUGAAUUAACGCCUCAGAUAGUGCAGUACAGGAUAAAAAAACUGAAUGCCUUAGGCUACAGAAUAAAGGAUGGGCAUUUAGCGAAUCUAAAUGGAACAAAAAAAGAGUUUGAGUCUAACUUUGGUAAAAUUCAAGCCAAGAAAGGCCGACCAUUGUUUAAUCCUGUGGCACCAUUAAAUGUUGAAGAGUGAUUUACUGAUGUUGCUUCUUUCUGGCAAUACAGAGUGAAAGCAGCUCUGGCCGUUGCGGCCAUUUGGGCAGGGAACCAAUGGAAGGAAGACCUUUCUCUCUGUCUCUCUCUCUCUCUCUCACUGUCUGUAGCUCUACCUGUCAAAUAAAUAAAUAAAAAUAUUUUUAAAAAGU